Messenger RNA from Xiphias gladius (swordfish), 7873 nucleotides. It is a transcript of the gene wwc1, whose product is annotated as WW and C2 domain containing 1. The record is from RefSeq and is a predicted model, not a curated record. Gene Ontology annotation, molecular function: molecular adaptor activity; kinase binding. Lineage: Eukaryota; Metazoa; Chordata; Actinopteri; Istiophoriformes; Xiphiidae. Bases 495 to 4001 code for a protein of 1168 amino acids. The transcript is spliced from 22 exons. Gene Ontology annotation, biological process: cell migration; regulation of hippo signaling; negative regulation of organ growth. Gene Ontology annotation, cellular component: cytoplasm.
GCAGCAGACCAGCACCGGCCGUGUUUUGCGGACCGUGGAUAGUCGUAGUUUACUUCAGAAAGUCGCCACCAGACCGCCCGAAAGUUUCCCCCCCGGUGGGAAAAGUUGCAGAAACAUGCGCUCGCAUCUGGACAAACGCUCCACAUAGCAGCGCGGCUCGGUUCGGUGACCUUGCUGUUUACGUUACGGAUGACUUGACGCUCACAUCGAAAUGAGCCGGAGCACAAGUGCAGCCUGUCGGGACCGUUUUAUCCACUGAAACCGCUUCUUUUAACAGUCCCUCCCGUUUUGGAUCCAUCGUUAAUCUGUGGAUUAUUAUGGAUUAUUAUUCUCACCGUUGCCUAAUCCAAACCGGGAAUUUUGGGGAUAACUGCUGAUCCCGUUUUUUGUUGAUGGUGAUGAUGAUGAAGAUGAUGAUGACAGAGAAAAGCGAUGGUUUCCUUUUGCUAUGAUUUUGAGUAGAGAGGAGUUAGUUACAUGGAGACUCGCCUGACAUGCCAAGGAAGGAGUUGCCGCUACCUGAGGGUUGGGAGGAAGCCAGAGACUUUGAUGGCAAAGUCUACUACAUUGACCACAUCAACCAGUGCACCAGCUGGAUCGACCCCAGAGACAGGCAGACGAAGCCUCUGACGUUUGCUGACUGCAUCGGGGAUGAGCUGCCGGUCGGCUGGGAGGAGGCGUACGACCCCGUCGUUGGAGCUUACUAUGUCGACCACAACACCAAGAGCACCCAGCUCGAGGACCCGCGGGCUCAGUGGCAGCGCGAGCAGGAGGCCAUGCUGCGGGACUACCUGGCUGUGGCCCGGGACGCCCUCAGCGCCCAGAAGGAAAUCUACCAGGUGAAGGAGCAGAGGCUCCGCCUGGCGCAGCAGGAGUACCGGCAGCUCAAUGACGCUUGGAGGGACAAGUCGACGUCGCAGACCAGCUUGAAUUCUAGAUCUUCCUCUUCCAGCAAGUACGACCCAGAGAUCCUGAAAGCGGAAAUAGCCACAGCCAAAAGUCGGGUGAACAGGCUGAAGCGGGACCUGGCCUGUAUGAAGCAGGAGCUGCAGUACAAAGAGCAGGGCUUUAAAACACUCAAAGAGAUCGACCAGAAGGUGUCCAACAGCCCGUAUGGCUACAAGCUGCAGGAGGCGCAGGCCAUCCUCAGUGAGGUCCGCUCCAUCCGAGACGCUAUCAGCUCUGGGGAGAAGGAGAAACAGGAACUCAUGCAGAAACUGGCGGUGUUGAAGGACGGUUUCCAGCUGGACUCGGGCUCGCAGCAGGAGCUGUGGGGCAGCAGCCCCUCGCUGGCCAACUCGGAGCUGUCCAUCCCUCGGCUUUACUCCGACGCCGGCUCUCAGACCGACAUCCCUGCUGAGUUCAUAACCAGCACCAACAAACUGGCGGAGAAGGUUCGUCUGAGUCUGAAGUACGAGGAGGCCAAGAGAAGGAUCGCCACCAUCGAGGUGCAGAUCGCCAAACUGGACAGCGAGGCGUGGCCGGGGCUGCUGGACCCCGAGCGAGAUCGCCUCAUCCUCAUCAACGAGAAGGAGGAGCUGCUGAAGGAGCUGCAGUACGUCAGCCCCCGCCAACGGCUGGAGCCCAACGACGCAGAGAAGCUGGAGUCUGAGAAGAAGCGUCUGGAGAGAGACCUGCAGGCCGCCAGAGACAACCAGAGCAAGGCUCUGACCGAGAGGCUGCGACUUCACUGCAGAAGGAACAAGCUGGUCAGAGAGCUGGAGGAGAUGGUUCGACUGGCCACAUCACUACAUACUCAGCUCAAAAGCCUCUCAGCCAGCACCCUGUCAUGUUCCUCCGGCAGCAGUCGAGGCUCUCUGACGUCCAGCCGUGGCUCUCUGGCCACCACCUCCAGCCUGGGCUCCACCUCCUCCCUCAGCUUCACCGACAUCUACCUGGAGCAGCCCGAGCUGGCCGACCCGGACUUCCAGAACAAGCUGGACAGCCUCCUGCAGGAGGGCGGCCAGGGAGGCUACCGCCCCUCCAGCUCCAUCACCACCAUCCACGAACACGAAGUGGUGACGGGCUGCGGAGGGAGGGACACUGGGAGGCCUGUGGGCAAAACGGGAGGGGUGGGGGGAGACGCGGGCUGCUCUGCUGGAGGAAGUGCAGGAGGAGGAGGCGGUGUCGGAGUGGAGUUGGGGUCAUCCAGAAUCCAGGCCCUUAGACUGUCAGAAACCCCGCGCUCCAUGAGCUCUUUAUCUCCGCGGUCGUCCCUUUCCUCGCUGUCUCCGCCGUGUUCGCCACUGGUCACGGACACUAGUUUCCUUUCUGGUGAGACGUUUACAGGCCAGACGGGGCCCGGUGGAUUGGGCCUGGACCUGGAGCUCCACAGCAGGCUAGCAGAACUGGAGCUCAGCCUGGACUCUCAGCAGCAGCGACGGGAAGAGCAUGGGGGCCCAGGCGGGCUGCAGGAGAUGCAGAACCUCAACACCACGCUGGGCGAGGAGGUCAAAGGCUCAGCUCCCCAGCUGCAGGCGACGGGGGCGGGGCCAAAGAAGAUCGGCGUGACCUCGGCGGUGUCUGACGAAUCAGUGGCCGGUGAUAGCGGAGUGUACGAGCCUUCAGAGCGCAGGCCCGGCCUCCCCGCAGACCUCCUCCUGGGCUCCUACGAGGAGAGGUUGGCGCUGGGCUGCUCCCAGGUGCAGCUCCGCUUCCGCUAUGAGUCCAGAGACCAGCGCUUCACCGUCUGCGUCGUGCAGCUUACCAACUGCAGCGCCCUCUGUUUGCCGGCUGACCAGAAAAUGUACGUGCGCGUGGCGGUGCUGCCCUGUGCGGAGGCCACCCGCUGCCUCUUCCGGACACGCGGCUCCCUGCCUCAGGACGUCGUGGAGGUCGGCGAGGUGUUCGGCAUGCAGAUAUCCCACAGUGCACUGCGGCAGAAGACCCUGAGGGUCGACGUCUGCAACAACAGCAAGUCGGGCCACGAAGAGUGUCUGGCGGGGGCCCAGAUCAGUCUGGCCGAUGUCAGCUGUUCGGAGGAGAGAUGCACCAAGUGGUACAACCUGCUGAGCCGAGCCUACAUGCCCGAGAUCAGCAGCAAGGACAAAGAGAGCAGAGCGGCAGGCGAUUCUGACAGGACUCGCGUUUCCAGCAGCGACACAGUCGGAGCUCCUGAGGAUGAUGAGUGGCAUGGCGACCUGCUGGAGGCAGACCUAUUCGAUGACGAAGAAGGAAAUCUCGUGGAGGGAGUGGGGCCUCUGGAGGAAGAGGACGAGUUUUAUCCCGACAGCAGCCGAUGGGAAGCAGAGGAAGAGGAGGAGGAAGAGGAGGAGCGGGCGACCAAACCCCCUCCGACAGCAGCAGCUAUCACAGAGAAGGUGAACAAGGAGACGAGUGUGGACGGCUUGUCGUCGUCACAACACUGCUCUGUGGUUCGGCCCAAGGAGCGCCGCCCCGACGUCCACCAGCAGAACCCCUUUAUGAGAGGGAACACCAUCAUCCGCUCCAAGACCUUCUCGCCUGGACCUCAGAGCCAGUACAUCUGCAGGAUAAACCGCAGUGACAGCGACAGCUCCACCCUCUCCAAGAAGUCUCCGUUCGUCAGAAACGCCUCCGAGAGACGCAGCAUGCGCAUGAAGAAGCCUCCUUUGCCAGUUAAAGGUCUGGACGGUCUGCUGCGGACGUCCCUGGACCUGGAGUUGGACCUGCAGGUGUCUCGGACGCGGCAGACCCGGCUGGCGCAGGAGCUGCGGGUUCUGCGGGAGCUGAAGACUCAGCUGGAGAAGGCGAGGCAGCAGGGCCAGAGAGAGCUGCCCGCCUGGGUCCAGGAAGACGAACGCUUCCGCCUCCUCCUCAAGCAGGCCGAGAAACAGACGCGAGAGGAGCAGCUGCAGGAGAAGCGGGUGGAGAAGAUGAUGAGGGCAGCAGCCAAGGACGUCCACAAGAUCAGGGGCCAGAGCCGCAAAGAGGUCCCUGAGGUCCAGACCUUCAGGGAGAAGAUGGCGUUCUUCACACGAGCAAAGACCAGCAUCCCCGACCUGCCGGCUGACAACGUGUAGAGAAGCAUUUCAAAGUAAUUCCCCCCACCCCCCAGUCUUAACCUGCUGUUCCCACGCAGAUGAAGCAAACGUUUGGCGGUGUUAUGAAGAAUUAAAAAAUAUGUGUAUAUGUUAAGUAGAAAAAAAAACAAACAUUCAAAACCGUGAGGAAACAAAUUUUUAAAGAGCUCAGCAUUUCUAAAGUGGAUAGUGUUCAUUUGUAAAUUAGUGACAGCACUGCUAGAGCUUUUGUUAUUCUGCCACUCUCUCUUCCGCUCUGUUUAUGGCGUCGUGUUUCUGUUACUAACUGGCUGUUUAUAGGCUUUUAGGUGUUUAAAAUCAUUCCAGCACAAAGUCACACAGCUGCACAUGUGCGUACAAAGAGUUUUGUACUAAAAGGACACGUUUGGACAUAAAGGAUAUAUGUAUAUUGGUAGCACAAGGUAAAAUCAAACAACGGUACGAGAGGAAAAUAAGCAGCUCAAGCUGGUGAUAAAACAAAAAUGAAUAUGUACUUUUAAGAGAUAUUUGAUAUUGACCUUCAAGUAAUGUGUUUUUGAGCAUUUUGAAAACUUUAUAUGACAAACAUACAAGCACACACUGUUUUUUAUGUUUAGAUUUUCUUUUGUUUUUAUUGUGAUUUCUCCCUGGAGCCUCCAUACAUGUGAGUGUGGAUCUGAGAGCUCCUCGGUUCUCCUUUAACAGUCUGUUAAACUGCCCAAGUUUAUUUCCUUUACUGUCUCCUCAAAGUUAUAAUCCUUAAGAUUGUUAUACAUCAAAACCCAUUUUUAUACUAUCAAUGGCGACAGUUUUACAGCAGUUCGGAGGAGGUAUCUCGGGCAUGGAGCCUUCUGGAAGUAAUAGUCAUGUAUGCGACGGGAGUUCUGUGAUGCUUGGAUAGACUUGAAACUCUCCUGGUUGAAUCGUCAGUACAAAAGAACGGUGACUGCGUUGAAACAAUAUGUGGUUCUUUGAUUGAAAAGUCCGAGUUAGACGACUCCCGAGGUGCUACUCAGCAUCAAACAUCCAGCCUUUAACGACCAGCUGAAGCUAAAGAUCACAGUCUGUCGUUUCCCGUAGUUUAAACCAGUUCACUUUCGGAUUCUGGGUCAGAUUUGGAUUAAUUCAGUAACUACGACCGUGUUUUUCGUUCCCAGCUAUGACGAUGAAGCCUUCUGAAUCUGGAGGUUUUCAGUGGUUGGCUUGCACUCUAGUAUUGAAGACCAGAGUCUAGACAGGUUCAAAUUACGUUCAGUCUAAGUGGGAAGGAGACAAUGUGUUUUUCGAGGCAGACGGAGAGUGUAAACUGUUAAAUGCAGGAAAAAUGAAAUGUAUUGCUGCUCUUUUCCACCACGGCUGCUCUGUGAUUGGUGGAGUGACAUGCUGUUGUCAGUGUUGCUGUUCUCUCUCUGUUUGGAUCAGGUCUAAUAAUCUUCGUGUCUGCUGUCGUCGAGUCCCCUUCGGACCUGGUCUCUCUUUUGCUGGUUAAAUUAAUUUAUGCGUAUUGGCGUUGGUUAUGUUUUCCGUGCGUCUGUUCUGAAUCGGUCCAAUUUUUUUUUACCCUUGAAGACUUCUGAAAGUCCUCUUCUCUGUAACAACCCUUCAAAGCCAGAACGCAGUGACUACAGACCAGAAUCAGUUCGGUUUUACUAUAUUAAAAUUACGACGCCAUAGAGAUGCGUAAUGUCAACGGAGAUACAGCCAACUACACAGCUAAAGCAAGAAAGCCAUAUCAAGUGAAUGCGAGCUCGGGCGAAAGGACACCCUUGCAUUUGCUGAACGUUGUGCAGAGACACAGUAGAGUAACUGCAGUUUGAGGUUCAUGGUCUAUGCCAGUGAAAUAAUCAGCCUUAAUAGGUAUAAAAUUGAGGCAUUACAACGUGAGCCUUUCUACCGGCCAGUUCACUUCGCUUCUGUAGUUCCUGCACUCUGCCUUUUGUGGGGCAGUAUUGUGAAAUUAUCCAGGAGACUUGUGUGUUUGUAUAUGGAGGAACACGAGGGUAACUAAAUUUAAAGCGGGGAAAAAUGCUUUGUCGGGCUUUUCUUUAAUCCUCCCUAUGACGAGCUGAUCCCUCUCAGCCCUCGGUCUGUGAACGCGUGCGCCAGCUCGUCUUCUUUUGUUGUAUUUUUCUGACGAGAGUAGCUGCGCAAAGAGUGUGUGCUGCCCCCCGGUGGUCUGCACAGGGGUCAUUUCCGACUGAACUGUGUAAUUAAAACACACUCGCUGUUACCACCAGUAACCACAGGUGAUGCCAAAAGAAUCAAGACUGAAAUCUUAAGGAUUAUAACUUUCCUAUCUCCAAAUCAAACACUAACAGAAACGUUAUUUUUAUGUAAAAUAAGCGGGUCGAUCCCCCCUGAAGCUUGUCCGAUGUGUACAAUAUUGCGAGCACAGAUGGUUGUGCACAAGAAUCAUCAGCAAAGCCUUCUGAUUCAGCUCCGGUGUCUUUCACCGCAUGAUAUCCCACGAGGGGACAACCUGGAGCGCGUCUUUGCUUUGCAAACGUUAGUAAAUGAACUGGACCUGAUGCUCCAGGAGCGGUUUUUAUCAGCCAGUCCGAGGUCUAAAGUAAAAAGUCGUCAUGAUUGUCUCUCACCAGAUACACACACACUCAGCAAGGUGUAGAAACAGCACUAAUACUCAGGUAGUUGAUCGGAUAGUCUGCACUUUAAGAAACUUGAGGUAAAAGUUAAAAAAAAAAAAAGGUUAAAAAAAAAGAAACUUGAUGUGGAUUUUUUUGAAGGUUAAAAAAAAAUCUAGACACCUUUGCCUCGUGCUGGAAUGAUUGUUGAUUGUUGAAGCACCCAAUGAUUGUCGAAACCCACACGAAAGUGAAGAUCAAGCAUAUUUUUGAUGACUGUGAACUUCUUACUGAUUGUAUGAUUGUUAGACUGGAAGUGACUAAAAUCCCCACGUUCUGAGACAAACUGUACAGCAGCCAAUAGGAAGACAGAAGUUCUACUUUGUUUCUUCAGGCUCCUGAUCUUCACUCUGAUUGGCUGGUUAAAUUAUUUUCUGCCCUGAUGAAAGCUACGUUUUGUCAGUUUUUACUGUUCCCAUUUUUCCUCUGUUUCUGCUCUGUAACUGGAUUUCUUGGAUACAUAUCUGAGUUUUCACCUGUAACUGGAUGUUCUGCAGCUGAAUCUGUAUAAAGUUUAAACAUGUCAACAUGGUGCCCCAGCAAAACUGCACACAUCAUCUUCACGAUCUUCUCAUCAAGUCUUUCAGUCACCAUUAUGUUUUUUUUUUAAUUUGAUUUUUUUUUUUAAAUCUGUCUGGACCACAACUUUACUCUUUUAGUUCACUCUCUCACUGCUCUCGUAGCGUCGCUAGAAGGACUUUGCAGCAGCAAAGCUCUAAAAAGCCACUGUCCGCUACCUGCAGAUCAGCAAACAGCAGACUGAAACAGUCAGAGACCAGACGGUGAACACAAUGGAGCAUUUAGCAGCUACAGGGCCAGAUGCUUCCCACAGGAGCUGGUGGAGACCAAAACCAGAGCUAAAAGAGAGGGAGUACUGGACUUAGAUUCAUCAGGUGGAUGAACUGCUGGAUGUGGAAAUAGGAGACUCUUGGCUGAAAUUAGCCAUAGCAUCUUUAUAAGGAUUUAAGGGUUUUAAGGAUUUAAUCGAUUAUUUAAGUGUCAAACUUCCCCGAAGGCAGGGAAACACAGUAUUCAUUAAGAUUUCUGUUGUAUUCUCUGCCAUGAAUUGCAUGUGGGUUAUUUUUAUGACAAGAAGCUCUUUUUGAAUACGACCCCACUGACCAGAAGGACAAGAGUCCAAUCCAUCAGUACAUGUAUCAUCAUGUUCAGGUGGUUUUUCAUAAAACUAUCAGUCUGUGAAAGUUCUGCGUGGUGGCCGUGUCCGGUGGGUGGAAAAGGUUACAUUUUCUG